UGGAAAGCAGCUAAGCUAUGGAAUUGCAGCAUAUGAAGCUUCAUAGACCUCACUCCCUCCUAAGUCUCCACAAAUUUACACUCGUUCUUCCCCUCUUCUUCAAAUUCAGCCGAAAAUUCUCAAAACCCCUCUCAUUAAGCUCCUCGGGAAGCAAAUUAACGAAAGAUUACGAUCCAGAACUGUUUAAUUUAUCACGGAAUGCUGUUUCCCAGCAUUCAAAUUUCAAUUGUCAGGAGAUUUCAUGGGAUACCUACAACGAUAUGCUGUGCGAAAUGUGCGAGGAAGGAGAACUCGACUACGCCAUGGCUCUGCUCUCUCAGAUGGAGGCGCUGGGUUAUCGCCCCAAUUCGGCGUCGUAUUCAAGUUUGAUAGCUAGCCUCGGAGACGUCGGGAGGACGCUGGAGGCGGACGCGAUAUUCCAGGAAAUGGUUAUCUCGGGCGGUAGGCCGAAGAUCGGGCUGUUGAAUUUGAUGCUCAGAAGCUGUUUGAUGAAAGGCCUGUUAGAUUUGUCUGACAAAGUUCUGCGCGCGAUUGAUGAAAUGGGAUUGGAGAGGAAUCGUAGGACGUUUGAGGUCUUGAUCGAAUACUAUGUCAGUGCAGGGCGCUUGAACGAUACGUGGCUGGUGCUUGCUGAGAUGAAGAGGAGAGGGUACCAGCCGAAUUCGUAUGUGUAUAGUAAGAUCAUCGAGAUUUAUAGGGAUAACGGGAUGUGGAAGAAGGCGAUGGGGGUUGUGGCAGAGAUACGGGCGAUGGGGAUGGUGAUGGAUAGGAGGAUAUAUGGUAGCAUCGUUGACACUUUUGCGAGAUAUGGUGAGUUGGGAGAUGCUUUGGAAGUGUUUGAGAAGAUGCAAGAGGAUUGCAUAGAGCCGGAUGUUAAAAUAUGGAAUUCUUUGAUCCAAUGGCAUUGUAAAUUCGGAGAGACUGAUGGUGCUGUGAGGUUGUUUGGUAGGAUGCAGGAACAGGGGAUUUAUCCUGAUCCGAAGAUUUUCAUGACGAUCAUCUCCCGUUUGGGGGAGCAGGGUAAGUGGGACGUGAUAAGAAGAGUUUUCGAAAGUAUGAAGGGGAAAGGACACCAGAGGAGUGGAGCCAUCUACGCGGUUCUUGUUGAUAUAUACGGGCAGUACGGGAAAUCCCAAAAUGCUGAGGAUAGUGUAAUGGCGCUGAAAUUGGAAGGUGUUCAGCUUGAUCCUAGCAUGUUUUGUGUUCUGGCAAAUGCUUAUGCUCAGCAGGGAUUAUGCGAACAAACUGUCAAGGUACUGCAGCUCAUGGAGGCGGAGGGAAUGGAAAUGAACCUAAUAAUGCUGAACGUUUUGAUCAACUCGUUUGCAGUUGCUGGACGGCAUAUCGAAGCGCUAUCGGUCUACCACCACAUGAGAGAGAGUGGUAUCAGCCCUGAUGUUGUGACAUAUAGUACUCUAAUGAAAGCCUUUUUGUGGGCCAAGAAAUUUGAUCAGGUCCCAAAGAUAUACAAUGAAAUGGAGGCUUCAGGAUGCUCACCGGAUAGAAAAGCCCGCGAAAUGCUGAAAUCGGCCCUGCUUGUUCUCGAACAAAGGCAAUCGUAGUGCGAGCUCGUUCGCCUGGAUUCUUCCAGACACACCAGACAUCACACUUGAGGGGGCUACGAUUAGUUAUACACCCUUGUUCCAUAGAAGUAUUUAAGAUGAUUGAUGGAUGUAUAUAGGUUGUUGUUUUUGUUUGAUUUUAUGGAAUCAACAUCGGUAUGGGUGCUUUUUUCCA
This is a messenger RNA of Salvia splendens (bonfire salvia), 1737 nucleotides long. Its product is annotated as pentatricopeptide repeat-containing protein CRP1, chloroplastic. The record is from RefSeq and is a predicted model, not a curated record. NCBI's taxonomy places the organism in Eukaryota, Viridiplantae, Streptophyta, Magnoliopsida, Lamiales, Lamiaceae. Gene Ontology annotation, molecular function: protein binding. The transcript is spliced from 4 exons. Bases 18 to 1562 code for a protein of 514 amino acids.